This is a messenger RNA of Wickerhamiella sorbophila, 2115 nucleotides long. Its product is annotated as putative ferric reductase transmembrane component. Bases 1 to 2115 code for a protein of 704 amino acids. Gene Ontology annotation, molecular function: ferric-chelate reductase activity. Gene Ontology annotation, cellular component: plasma membrane. The transcript has a single exon. Lineage: Eukaryota; Fungi; Ascomycota; Dipodascomycetes; Dipodascales; Trichomonascaceae. Gene Ontology annotation, biological process: intracellular iron ion homeostasis; copper ion import; iron ion transport. The record is from RefSeq and is a predicted model, not a curated record.
AUGAAACUAAUAGCUCUAUUUUCACAGCUACAGAUUGCUCUGGCUGUGCCAGCAGACUGGUGGACAAGAUCAUGUGGCUAUGUUAUCGCGUCUAACCCAGCUACCAAACAUGUGAGCCACUGGGAAAUUGCGGGGCUUGAAAAACGCCAUAUGGGCAGUUCUGAUGAUGAAGAUGGUUCAAGUGAGGUUCCGGCAUGUACAAACCCAGCAUAUAUAUUGACUUUGUGGGACUGUAUCAAUACAGGAGCGUCUCUUAUGCCAGCAAUGGGACGCGAAGCCAAGCAAGGUUUGGACGAUAGUUUUGCCUAUAACCGAUGGAACUGUCAAUAUGAGAAGAGCAAAUUUAUUUAUACUCGAAAAGAGCUUGACGACUUGUAUGCCAAGUAUAAGAUCACCCAAACUUAUGAACAGGCUGCGGAGUCUCUAGUGGGACCUUUCAGUGUAGAUACAACGUCUCUGAUGCCCUACGCUAUUCCUGAGAUGCACUACCAUGACGCCCGGUAUUACAGUGAAGUAUUUGCGCAGGUUAUUGUGUAUUUCAUUUCUGGAAUCCUGAUUUUGCAGAUGCUAGUCAACUUCUGCACCAGAAAGUUCCCUACAAGAGUCGAAGCAGUUGCUAAUUCCAACCUGAUUCGGACUUGGCGCAAAUAUAUGACUUUGAGACCUCUUUUGAGUGAAAAGUAUGCUAGGUGGUUUGACCUGUAUUCUACCCCGUUCCCCUACGUUUGCCUGUUCAUCACAUUCGUUCUGAACUAUGUGCUCAUGGGAGUCAAGCUUAAUCCAUCAAACCCACAGCCCUUGUACCCUACUUCUUCAAUGGCGACUGGAACCUACCUCGGAUAUCGUUCUGGAAUGCUAUGUAUGUACAAACUUCCAUUUGUGUUCGUUUUUGGCACUCGCAAUAACAUCUUUACUUGGGCGACUGGCUGGGACAUAGCAGUUUUCAAUCACUGGCACACUUGGCUGGCUCGUAUGGUCGUCAUUGACGGAUUUAUUCAUACGGGAGCUUAUGUCGUUCAUUAUGGCCACAAGGAUGCUAUGGCUGCCUGGUCAGAUGCAUAUUGGACCUGUGGGUUUGUCGCAUUACUUUGCUGGACCCUUAUGAUGUUCCAUGGAACAUCAUAUUUGAGAAAAUUGCGUUAUGAUUUUUUCAGAGUCUGCCAUAUCGCUCUUGGCAUCGCCUCAGUAGCAACACUCUGGUAUCAUUUGGAUUACACCAACAAGGUUAAAGAAAUCUGGUACACGAUUGUUGCAGUAUGGCUAUUUGACUGGUGCCUAAGAGUCAUUAGAAUGAAUUCCUCAGGCAUUUGUGAUGCUAUUGUCGAAAUUACGACGGAAAAUUACCUGACUAUGCUGGUAAAAGAUAACAAUCCCGUCAGACCAUAUGUUGGAGCGAGCUACUACGUAUACUUUUGGUCUUGGUCGUCAUUCUGGCAAUCACAUCCUUUCACGGUUGUUGAAUAUACAGAUGGAUAUAUGAAAUUCGUUUGUAAGGUGCAUGAAGGUGUGACGAAAAGAAUCCAAAGAAGGGCUCAAGCGAACGGAGGCUCGUGUAGGUUGAAAGUGGGACUCGAGGGUCCAAUGGGUAUUCGGCUUAACUUCAGAAGCUUCAAAAACCUAGUCUUUUGCGCUGGUGGCGUUGGAAUCACAGCAGUGUAUGCUCACCUGAGACCUUGGGUUCAAAAUGGAGCGGACCGUUCUAUUACCGUUUACUGGGCCAUUCGUGACACCCAACCUGUGGAAUGGUUUGCAGACGAAAUCGAGGUUAUGAAAGCUUCUGGUAUCAAGUUGAACGUUUAUGUUACCGGUGGUGAUUGUACACCCGAACACAGUAUCCAAAGUUUAACUUACGAAUCCUCUGUUGAAACUGACUCGUUACCAACUAACGAGCAGCACUUGAAACUGAAACAAGAAGGAGUUCCUCGCAUUAAAUUUCAAGCUGAACGUCCGCAAUUUGAUCAAAUUGUCACGGAUGAGGUCAUUAAUUCGCAAGGAUCAAUUGUGUUUUUCGCUUGCGGGGCUUCUGAGCUGAACCGCACUAUUAGAGAAAGUGUCGCAAAAUCAAUUGACAAAACCACAAACUAUGUACAGUUCUAUGAGGAGUCAUUUUGCUAG